CCUCACCGAGUGACUGGACCCGAUCCUCUGACAGUUGUUGCGACCGCGAUCGAUCCGCGCCCCACGAAGGUAAAUACGCGCGUUCGCCCUCUUCCUGGUGCUUCUCGCUUUCCUUCUCGAUAUCGCGACGUUCCACGUUCAGUUUUUCGUUUCACUCGGGAUUUUAGAGGGACUCGAAUCGGCGCCUCUCUCGCAAAGGCGAUUGACAGAAGGAGGUUUGUGAAGACUGUGGAAGAAGCAGCGCGACACACGUUACAUAACAAACGAAGCGACCCUAACCCUCCGAAAGCUAGCGAGGUCGACGGUCGACCGACCGAUGCGGCUUGUGAACCUUUGAUGGAGUUUGUCACAUUCAAGACGGUCUGGAUCUCGGUCAAGCGGAACUUUGUCAGCGUGAUAUUCCCCACGAUUGCGGCGCUCACGAUCUACGCGGACCUGAAGCGGACAGCUCGCUGGAAGCGCCAACUUGCCGAGGAACAGAACAAGUGAGAGAGCAUGAGCAAACUGUC
This is a messenger RNA of Wasmannia auropunctata (little fire ant), 509 nucleotides long. RefSeq lists its product as uncharacterized. The annotation marks the transcript as partial. The record is from RefSeq and is a predicted model, not a curated record. The transcript is spliced from 2 exons. Lineage: Eukaryota; Metazoa; Arthropoda; Insecta; Hymenoptera; Formicidae.